AUAUUUAUAACAAAAAUCUAUUUAUCACCUUUAAUUAAAAGCCCCCAUCAUCAUCAACCCCAAUAAAUUUUUACUACAUAAUUUUCUAGGGCUUUUUUUUCAAUCCCAAUUCUUUCGCCGCCUCUAUCAGUAAAAAUCAUGCCUCGCCGAAGCACAGGAAGAUCUGCUCCUCGUCCUGCCUCUCGUGCAGCCCCUCGUCCUGCUCCAGCUCCAGUGCACCAUGCUCCCCCACCGGCUCCCAUGCAAAGUAGUGGCGGUGGCAUGCUUAGUGGUAUUGGUUCUACCAUAGCUCAAGGGAUGGCCUUUGGUACUGGAAGUGCUGUAGCACACAGGGCUAUAGAUUCUGUUAUGGGUCCACGCACCAUUCAACAUGAAACUGUUGCUUCCCAGGCACCUGCUGCAGCAGCAGCUCCAACAACCAGCGGUGCUGGUUCAGAUGCUUGCAGUAUGCAUUCUAAAGCAUUCCAAGACUGCAUCAAUAGCUCUGGAAGUGACAUUGGCAAGUGUCAGUUCUACAUGGACAUGUUGUCUGAUUGCAGGAGGAACUCAAUGCUGAAUGCCUAGGCUUCUUGGCUGGGUACUAAUUUACAGUAUGGCGCAUCUGCUCAGUAGGACAACAUUCGUAUCAGCUUAUUGGUGAGCCCCAUCUCAUUUGGGGUUUAGUCAACUCUUUAUUUUAUGAUUAGCUAUGCAUCUAAGGUAUGCUGGGGGCCUUGUCCCAGCGAGUAUGUUUUCCAUGUUAAGACUUAUGUUAGAGGUUUCAUAGACUAGACAAGUCAGUUAUGUCAUGUCACACUUUCGGAGUCGUAUAGCCAUUUUGGCUCAUUCAUGUUAUUUCCGCACUUAUGUUUAAACAAGUAUUUUGGUUAAGUAUUAUGACUUAUUGCAUUUUAUAAA
This is a messenger RNA of Lycium barbarum (goji berry), 897 nucleotides long. RefSeq lists its product as uncharacterized. The coding region runs from base 139 to 564 and encodes 141 amino acids. Lineage: Eukaryota; Viridiplantae; Streptophyta; Magnoliopsida; Solanales; Solanaceae. Gene Ontology annotation, biological process: mitochondrion organization. The transcript has 6 exons. The record is from RefSeq and is a predicted model, not a curated record. Gene Ontology annotation, cellular component: nucleus; mitochondrion.